This is a messenger RNA of Dromiciops gliroides (monito del monte), 1259 nucleotides long. RefSeq names its product mitochondrial ribosomal protein S21 (gene MRPS21). Gene Ontology annotation, molecular function: structural constituent of ribosome. The record is from RefSeq and is a predicted model, not a curated record. NCBI's taxonomy places the organism in Eukaryota, Metazoa, Chordata, Mammalia, Microbiotheria, Microbiotheriidae. Gene Ontology annotation, cellular component: ribosome. The transcript is spliced from 3 exons. Gene Ontology annotation, biological process: translation. The coding region runs from base 171 to 557 and encodes 128 amino acids.
GGGGAGGUCGCGACCACACGUGUGCUUUCCGACGGGGGUGGUGGUGGAAUUUUGUCACCGUGGAAACCCGUCUCCUCUCCUUUCCCUGUACCCCAUUACGGGCGGCCAAACUCUCCGUCUUGCUAGAGACCUCACGGUCCAACCCCAUUCCUUAGCAUGUGCGGGCCUCCAUGUGCCCCAUCUCAGCCCUCAGCUGGCAGUCGUCUCUCCAUCGCCCCCGCCUCACACACCCACCCUUCAGCUGCUUUAGUCGAAAACUCCUUUCCUUACAAGGACAACCUUGUCCCACGAUCAUGGCAAAUCACCUGAAGUUCAUUGCCAGGACUGUGAUGGUACAGGAAGGAAAUGUGGAAGGUGCAUACAGGACCCUGAACAGAAUUCUUACUGUGGAUGGGCUUAUUGAUGACAUCAAGCGGCGGAGAUACUAUGAGAAGCCAUGUCGCCGACGACAGAGGGAAAGCUAUGAGACUUGUCGGCGCAUCUACAACAUGGAAAUGGCACGAAAAAUUAACUUCUUGAUGCGCAAGAAUCGGUUGGAUCCAUGGCAGGGCUGCUGAGACUAGUAGGGAAAAAGAGACCCAAUGUGAAAACUCCCUAGUAGGCAAAAGCAAUGUCUCCACGGGUUUGUUCUAAAAACCUAAAAACUGGGGAAUUUGAUUCCCUCUUUUUCCAGCCAUGUUUGCUCCUGCCACCUUUUCAAUCCCAAUAUACUUAGAUAAAUACGUGCUUUUGUACCAGCUAUCUAGAGACUCUUACCCCUACCAGUGAGUAAUAUCAUCAAAUGUUCCUCCUUGCCACCAUAUCUCUCUGAUGAAUGGAAAAACCCCAUAGGACUGUGUCUUUGCCAUUCUGAAGAAACUUGGGGGGCGGGGUGGGCAGAUACUUCAAAAAAGAAUGAGUAGGGGGCAGCUAGGUGGUGCAGUAGAUAAAGCACCAGCCCUGGAUUCAGGAGGACCUGAGUUCAAAUCCAGCUUCAGACAUUUGAUACUUGUUAGCUGUGUGACUCUGGGCAAGUCACUUAACCCUCACUGCCCCGCAAAAAAACAAAAACAAACAAAAAGAAUGAGUGGAGUACAAUGCUUUUAUUCCAUUCCUUGCCCCCUAAUAGUUCCCAGUAAGGAAAACUACAGACCACAGAUAAGAAAAGUCACCUAGUAUUGUUUGGAAAAGUCAUCUCUUCUCUCUACUGACUAAUUUCCUAAACUGAAGAAGGGUAAGGCUCAUGUAGCUGGAAUAAACUUUACUUCUGAAAAACCCAA